This is a messenger RNA of Durusdinium trenchii, 1367 nucleotides long. The record is from the annotation of a GenBank genome assembly. NCBI's taxonomy places the organism in Eukaryota, Dinophyceae, Suessiales, Symbiodiniaceae.
GUGCCCCUGGCCCUGAGGCGACUGGCGUGGACCCAGAAGCGGAGAGGCGCUUCAAGCUGUCACACUCCAUUGAUGGGAGCCAGUUUGCCCAGGCCCCGGCGGCAACUUGCACUGAGGAAGAGCGGACCUUUGCGGACGAGGUCCCAUCCGUCUGCAGAGUCCACAUUCGGCAGGAGAUCCUGUUGGCUGACUAUGAGGAUGAUGCCGCGGAGACAACGGAGGCCCAUCGCAGAAGGGUGGAGGAGCAGCAACCUUCACAGUCCUUCCAGAUCUUCCACCCGGAGGCGGCCAAGGCCCUUCGCAUUCAGUCUGAGGCCCUUCAAGGCCUCUCUGCUGCUGACCUCAAGGCGGAGCGCGCCCAAUCAGAGGAGGCUGAACGCGAGGAGAAGGCGGACCACGUGGCCCAGUUGCAGGCCACCGUCUUGGCACCCAUUCAGGAGGGCAUGCAGUCGGUCCCGGACAGCCAGGUACGGAACUCCGGCUCCGACCUCCUACGGAAGGUCAACCUCCUGGACUUCAAAGCCGCUUUGAAGAAGAGGAUGCUGGAGGAAUCAUCUGAGGCCUCCCUUCAGGCGGCCGUCGCCUCCAUGGAGAAGGCCAAAGCGGCGAACAAACAGAUCCAAGAUCAGGGCACGGCCUUCAUGGAAAAGUCCCGGACCCCUCGGACAUGUUGCAGCACUACCUUCCGGCCAUGCGGGCACGAACCCAUGGGCGGAGCACCCCAAACUUCUGGAGGAGAUGCCCGACCUCAAGCACACAGUGGCUACGCGCGGCAUGUGGGGAGGCUUCAACUCCUGGUGCCAUUGGCCCAUGCAGCGGUGACCUGCCCUGGCAUGGCGACCCUCAAUGAGAUGGAUGAGGAGGCGAGGAAAUUGGCCAUGCUGCUUUGGGCCCUGAAGGUACAUCGUGGUGAACUUCGAAUGUUUGGUGGCGUCUGGCGCCGGGUGCCUGAGUUCAGCCCGCCCCUCCCGGACUGGGCACAGCCAAAACCUGGUGCACUCUCAGCCAAGGAGGUGGACAGAUACCGGGCAUUGGAGAGGAGUCGGGGAGGCAGCCGCUUCCUGCAAAUUACCGAGAAACACUGGGGAUCCCUAGCCUCCCUCCAGCUGGUGUUGGAUGAGCCACCAGAGGCGCUCUACAACAAGUGGAUCAAGGAACGCAUGGAGUUCUACAAGCGGGUGGAGCCCUGCGCGGCCCCCGAGCGCCUUGAGCUGGUGGGCAAGAUGAACCACCGCAUGCGGUUCAGCACCAGCAACAAUCUUGGGGCCGUGUCGGAUGCCAUCUGGCAGGUCAUCUUGAGCAAUGAGGAGAUGAAGGGCAUCAGGGCGAUCCAGCAGGUGGCCCAGAAGGUCACGGCAGCUGCCUGA